UUUUUUUUUCUCACAUCAUUUUUUUUCUUUCUUUAUUAGCAUGUCUUUCAAUAAUUCAUCUACACAGUUACAAAAUGAAUCAUCGUCAAUUAAAGUAGAUAUGCGUGAUGCACUCACAACACCGCAUUCAGAUCCAGAUAACCCUUUUGCAUUCAGACCUGAACAAUUAGCUGCAUUACAUGAUCCCAAAAACAUUGAAUUACUACACACCUUUGGUGGUUUAGAGGGGGUGGCUAAAGGUCUCCAUGCUAACGUACAUACAGGACUUGAUCCCAAUACUGUCUUCUCGCCUCAUAUUACCUUGCAUGAUAUUACGUAUGAUAAACAACAAAUAAAAGACCAAGUUAGCACAUUAACAUCAGAAGAGCAUGAUAUUCCACCAAUCACCCCAACUGAGCCCGUUGUAGAACAUACCGGCCCUUACGCAAAACGAGCCACUUAUUUUGGCGCUAAUGUCCUACCCGUCGUCAAGGGAAAGAAUCUGUUUGAUCUGAUGUGGAUCGCAUUUAAUGAUAAAACACUUAUUUUAUUGGCUGUGGCUGCAGUGGUUUCAUUGGCUGUGGGAAUUUACGAAGACGUAGCAGAACCCGAGUACGAUACCAACGGCAAAAAGAUUGCGGGUGUGAAAUGGGUGGAAGGUGUUGCUAUUAUUAUUGCUAUUUUGAUCGUUGUCAUGGUUGGCAGUGUCAAUGAUUUCCAAAAAGAAAAACAAUUUAGAAAAUUAAAUGCCAAGAAAGAUGAUCGUAUCGUUAAAGCAACUCGUGAAGGAAAGACUGUUCAGAUCUCUGUCUAUGACAUUCAAGUAGGUGAAGUCCUUUAUUUAGAACCAGGAGAUAUCGUGGCUUCGGAUGGCUUGUUUAUCAGUGGCCAUAAUGUACGAUGUGAUGAAUCUGCUGCUACAGGUGAAUCAGACGCUGUACGCAAACAAUCCUACGAAUCAUGUUAUGCUUUACAUCACGAACAACAAGAGGUUGAAAAAUCAGAUUUACUCGCUGUUCCUACUCUCAAUAAUGGCAGUUCCUCCAUUAGUAGCGCUACCGAAACCACCAAGAAAAAUGACGUCCAUAAAUCCGUUCCUGAUCCCUUUAUCAUUUCUGGCUCCAAAGUCUUGGAAGGUAACUGUACUUACCUCGUUACAGGUGUUGGUAUUCACUCUUACUAUGGUCGUACCCUCAUGGCUUUACGUACUGAGAAUGAAACAACCCCUUUACAAGAAAAGUUGAACGCUUUAGCUUCCAUGAUUGCAAAAUUAGGCUCAGCUGCCGGUCUUUUAAUGUUAAUUGUCUUGUUAAUUCGUUAUUUUGUCAACUGGAAGUAUGAACCCAUCCCUGCUGCCACUGAAAUCGUCCAACAAAUCAUGGGUAUCUUGAUUGUUGUGGUCACCAUUGUUGUAGUUGCUGUACCUGAAGGUUUGCCCCUGGCCGUCACACUUGCACUGGCAUAUGCUACACAACGUAUGCUCAAGGAUAACAAUCUGGUCCGUGUUUUGGCUGCUUGUGAAACCAUGGGUAAUGCUACCACCGUAUGUUCUGACAAAACAGGCACAUUGACACAAAACAAGAUGACGGUCGUUGCUGGUACUUUGGGUUCCUCCUUCCGUUUUAUUCAAGACCCACCUUCCAACCGUGUAGACCUUAGUGAUAUAUCUACCAUCUCUGAAAAGGUCCCCAAACCCAUUAUUCGUAUGAUCAGUCAAUCCAUUGCUAUUAACUCGACUGCAUUUGAAGCCCCCGAUGAAAACAAUACCGUGCAAUUUGUCGGUAACAAGACAGAAACCGCUCUCUUACAAUUCGCAAAGAACAUGGGGUCCGAUAACUUUGAAGAGUUAAGAAAUACAUGGCCUAUUCAGCAAGUCUUCCCUUUUAGUUCUGAAUGUAAAGCCAUGGCUACUGUCAUUCGUAUUCCUCAUCCUACCAAAACAGGUGAAUUCAUUUAUCGUGCUCAUGUUAAAGGUGCUUCUGAAAUCCUUGUUGAAAACUGUGGUCAUAUCUUGACCUUGAACGCUGCUAAAAAUAACGAUAGUGAACAUGAUUAUGAUGUCAAAACACGUCCUUUAACUACCGAAGAUCGUAGUCGUGUUGACCGUAUCAUCCAAUCCUAUGCUACUCGUAGUUUACGUACCAUCAGUAUUGCCUACCGUGAUUUUGAAAGUUGGCCUGUCAAGGAUGGUAAUGAAGUUCCUUAUGAAACUAUCACUCAAGAUAAACAAAUGGUAUUGCUCGGUAUCGUCGGUAUUGAAGAUCCUUUGCGACCUGGUGUCAAGGAAGCUGUCAAAGCCUGUCAACGUGCCGGUGUGUUUGUUCGUAUGGUCACUGGUGAUAACGUGGUGACAGCUAAAAGUAUUGCUAAACAAUGUGGUAUCUAUACUCCUGGCGGUAUUGUCAUGGAAGGUCCUGUCUUUCGUAACUUACCCCCUAGUGAAAUGGAUGCUAUUCUUCCUCGUCUCCAGGUAUUAGCAAGAUCCAGUCCCGAAGAUAAGCAGAUCCUUGUGGGAAGAUUGCGUGAAUUAGGUGAUAUUGUGGCUGUCACGGGUGAUGGUACCAAUGAUGGUCCUGCUUUAAAGAUGGCUGAUGUAGGUUUCUCCAUGGGUAUCGCUGGUACAGAAGUAGCCAAAGAAGCCUCCAGUAUUAUCUUGAUGGAUGAUAACUUUUCCAGUAUUGUACGUGCUAUUAUGUGGGGUCGUUGUGUCAAUGACGCUGUCAAGAAAUUUCUCGAGUUCCAAAUCACGGUGAAUAUCACUGCUGUGCUUUUAACCUUUAUCUCUGCUGUAGCUAGUACCCAUCAAAAGUCUGUCUUGACUGCUGUGCAACUGUUAUGGGUAAACCUGAUCAUGGAUACCUUUGCUGCCCUUGCUUUAGCUACCGAUCCUCCCACUGAAGAAUUAUUAGAACGCUCCCCCGAAUCCAGAUCUGAUCCUUUGAUUACUUUCAAGAUGUGGAAAAUGAUUAUUGGUCAAGCCAUCUUCCAGAUUGUAGUCACCAUUGUAUUGCUUUACAGUGAUGUAUUACACUAUGAAUCCGAUGAUCCCAUCUUGAUGACCAUUGUCUUUAACACCUUUGUAUUCUGUCAAAUCUUUAACGAAAUCAAUUGUAGACGUAUCGAUUCCCACUUGAACAUUUUCCAUAACAUCUUGGCCAACAAGUUCUUUAUGUUUAUCUUUAUCUUUUGUAUCUUCCUCCAAUGUAUCAUUGUCAACUUUGGUGGCAGUGCAUUCCAAGUAGUUCGUAUUGACGGUAUUGGUUGGGCCAUUUCUAUCUGUGUCGGUUUAUUAUCUUUACCCAUCGGUGUGAUUAUUCGUUUAAUUCCUGAUCAAGCUUUUGCCUGGGUAUUUGUGUUUAAUCCUGCUGCCCGUCAACGUUAUUUGGGAGGUCACUCAAGUAACCAAUCCCCUAGUGUUUAUGUCGCUGGUAAUGAACGCAUUGCCUAUGGAAAGCAACCCAAGACAAACUAUGAACCAAAGCCUCAACAAAUUGAAAACGUGGAAGAAAGUGCACCUCAAUAUACACCCAAUGCUGAAAAGGGUGCUCUCCCCCCUGCUUGGACCACAAAUUCUCAAGAUACCUUUGAAGAUCAUAAUCAAGAUACCGUCCUUUCCUCUGGCUCCUUAGAGCGUUAGAAACCUUCCCUUCUUUUUUUUUAAAAAAACUUUACACUUUAAUUUUCUUUUUUAAUCUAUACAAGCAUCCCUCUCUUUACUUAAUAAAUUCACAAUUAUAUGACAUG
Mucor mucedo is the source of this 3723-nucleotide messenger RNA. RefSeq names its product PMCA-type calcium-translocating P-type ATPase. Gene Ontology annotation, cellular component: membrane; intracellular membrane-bounded organelle. Gene Ontology annotation, biological process: calcium ion transmembrane transport; intracellular calcium ion homeostasis. The coding region runs from base 41 to 3616 and encodes 1191 amino acids. The transcript is spliced from 4 exons. NCBI's taxonomy places the organism in Eukaryota, Fungi, Mucoromycota, Mucoromycetes, Mucorales, Mucoraceae. Gene Ontology annotation, molecular function: P-type calcium transporter activity; ATP hydrolysis activity; ATP binding. The record is from RefSeq and is a predicted model, not a curated record.